Messenger RNA from Lentinula edodes (shiitake mushroom), 2738 nucleotides. RefSeq lists its product as uncharacterized. The transcript has 9 exons. Gene Ontology annotation, molecular function: ubiquitin conjugating enzyme activity. Lineage: Eukaryota; Fungi; Basidiomycota; Agaricomycetes; Agaricales; Omphalotaceae. Bases 98 to 2566 code for a protein of 822 amino acids. The record is from RefSeq and is a predicted model, not a curated record.
GAUCUAUCCCGAUUCCCGUUGGUGCGGCAAGAGCUUGCCGAGUCUCUGCCGAAGAACAAAACUCGUGAGUUGAUCACGGCACCUGUUGUUCAGUUCAAUGCCUUCCCAAAAUGAUAAACGCGACCUUUCUCCGUCCAGAGAGGCGGUCCAGAAUAGCAAGAAGCGCAUCCAUCUCUCGUCCCCUGAACCUAUUAUUAUCGACGACGAUUCCGAUGACGACGACGAUCUUACGGAGAUCCUGGCACAAAUCAAACAACAAGAAGACAGUGAGAAGCUUGCCAAACAGCUACAAGACCAAUACGCUACAGGUAGUAGCUCCGGCAAUGCUAUUCUUAUAGAAGACGACCCGGAUGAACAAUUGUUUAUGCGGCUAGCAAGUAAUCGGGUAGCUGCCGAUGCCAUUGAACAAACGAGCGAAGCAGUCCCUCCAGAGAGUAGUGGAAAACCAAGAAUGAAAUCACAGAUGUCUUUGCGAUUUUUGGCUCAAGGAAAAACUCCAACCGAGAGUCUAUCUCCGUACCGAAUAGUUUUCACAGCUGAGAGACCAUGUACGAAAUGCGGAGAGACAGUAAAGUCUCCUCGUGGAUAUGUAAUGCUUUCCGGGGAAACGAUUUCACCUAGUCUCGGUUUCCUACUUCAUGCUCCAUGUCCCUGUAAAACGAAUCACUGUAGAGGCUGCUUUAAACCUCAUAUGUGCGUGGCAACAUGUAAAGGCAUAGCCAAGAAUUCCACAUGUACAGUGGAUACUUGCUGUACAGAAGUUCGUGCGAUCGCUCUAUUCGAAGCAUUGGGGAGUUUUGACAGGCAAUACAUUGGAGAAAAGGCUGUUUCUCAUAGUCGCGCUGCGGCCAUUGCUAGUGAUAGCAAGAGGAGUGCCUCUGGAUCAGUCGGACCAGGAGGUACUGGAUAUGGCGUCGGACACGGAGGAUAUGGAGCCGCGUAUGGACGGAAAGGAUUGAUGGGUGCCAUUCCGAGUACAGAUCCUCAAAGUAAGGCGCUUGCAGCGCACUGGGAAGUGCAAGUGACGCGCGCUUUGCGGAUGAUAACCGCUCUUCUUCCUUCCCCAUACGCAGAAUCCCCUCAAGCCUACGACUUGCUCCCUCACCCUUCCGUUGGUCAUUUGCUAAACUCAUCCAAGAUCCCUGAUCUUCUCGGGGACCUUCUGCGCAAUGAUUCUGUGACGGAUUGGAUCACACGAAGCGACGUAUACUACGCUAUGCUGGCUCUGUUAAAACGCAUGGCUGAUAGUGAGCUCACCGUAUCGGCGCUCCUUGAGGCCAGAUAUGUGCCAUCCAAAGGUCAGGGCAUUGAACAAUGGAUGUGGGAAGAGAGUGAAAUUGAGUGGGAGAAAGGGACGGGAGGAAAACUUGAACGUGCACCUCCCCUCUACGAAUACUUCAAAAAACUCAGCAAACAGAGCGAGGCAUUCUUAGCUGGUGCAUCUCGGCUCAUGGAAACUGAAGAAAACCCAGAGGAAAUAAUUAGAGCAAUCUCUUUGUGCGGCGAUAUCAUAGCCGCUCGAGAUGACAUCGAGCGAGCGAUUUCUGUUCUAGGAGUCUCGUCUGAUACAAAUUUUAGUUCUAAGGAGGAUAAGGAUACCUCAAAGGGAAAGGGUAAAGCUGACUCGGUCGAGCUCGAACAGGCCUACUCGCUAGCUUGCGAGCGCCUCGCAUUUCGACAUAUCCCUCUGGAUAGUUCCGAUUCGGGGAAGGGGAAGGCUACUGGUUUACAUUAUGACACUUUCAAUUACGCUACCGCCGUUACAAGCUCUCAAAAUGGCACACGAAAUCCCAAAGAUCGACUACAUCUCGUGAAAGAGCUCGCAGUUCUUGCUACGAGCUUGCCGCCUGGAAUCUGGGUGAGAGUCGAUGAAGUUCGAAACGAUGUAAUAAAGAUUAUGAUCGCCGGCCCAGAGGGAACUCCAUAUGCAGGUGGUCUCUGGGAGUUUGACUGUUUUAUGCCUCUGUCUUAUCCUGCAGUUGCGCCACAAAUGCACUUGAGAACAACGGGAGGCGGCAAAGUGCGAUUCAACCCUAACUUGUACGACAACGGCAAAGUCUGCCUUUCUCUCCUAGGGACGUGGCCUGGAAGUCCAGAGGAACAGUGGUUGCCAUACAAGUCUACUUUACUCCAAGUUCUCGUUAGUAUCCAAAGCAUGAUCUUAAUCGAUUUGCCGUAUUUCAACGAACCUGGAUUAGGUCGAGCCAAUCCCAAGUCGAACGCGAGCAUUCAUUAUAAUAGGAAUAUCUCUCUGCAGACUACUCGAUGGGCUAUCGUUGAUUGGUUGAAGGAAGAACACCGAAAUGGUAUUUGGGGUGAGGUUAUAGCCUCGCACUUUUCUAUUCGGAAAGAAAAAAUACGCAAGCAAAUAUGCGAUUGGGCUCAAAAUGACCCCAAAAUGCGUUCAUACACCGCGGCGAGUACCCGACCAAGUUACUUCGGGACAGAACAACCUAUGGACCUUCAAGUGACCAUACCUCUAGCAUUACACGGAAUGGAUUUGGUCAAGGAAUUCGAUGAAAGAAUGUUGGAAGUCCAAGAGUGGAAUUGGAAUAAAGAAUUUUAAGUAGAUUCGCUAUCGCUGAUAAUGGAUGUUGAACGCAUGCAUACACCAGCUCGUAUUCAGACUGCCUGGUGCGAGAAUCCGUCGUAGGAUGUGUUCAUUUAGUCUACAGACGGCGUUUUAUUGCAGACGACUACUGGUAACUGUGGCUUGCAGGGGAUUACAGGAGAUGUGC